This is a messenger RNA of Phytomonas sp. EM1, 2517 nucleotides long. The record is from the annotation of a GenBank genome assembly. Lineage: Eukaryota; Euglenozoa; Kinetoplastea; Trypanosomatida; Trypanosomatidae.
GUGCAGGAGAUAGAGGAAAAAACAUCAUACCUAACAAGGGGUAGGGAAUCUUUUCAGCGCGUGUUAUCCUUAUAAUCAUUUUUACUCUGUCAAAAAACAACAACAGAAGGUCAUAAGCUUUUAAUUCUUCGAAUUUUCCACUAUAUAAGGGUUCUUAUCAUUAUGUUUUCCCCCAUGUUGUUGUUAGGACCAUGGAGGUUGCAGUAAUUGAAUACUACAUUCUUUGCGCCAUUUACCUGUUAUUAUAAUAUUUAGAAGACAUUUAUGGGAGUUACACAAUGAUAAUAUGACGAAUAGAUACCUUGGAUACUUGUCAUUGGCAGCUUUGGCGUCUCUUCUAGAGAUCUUGUCGUUACUAGGGGGAUCACUGCCUCUGUGUUACCAUUCAUCUAACGCUAUCCUCCUUUUCUGUCUGAUCCCAUACUCGUUAUCUUGCUGCUUUUGGUGUUUGUCCUGAUUCCCCUCUCUCGAGUAUUUCGCGGCUCGCGAAGGUUUAUUGCGUCCCUAUCGGCAGCACGAAACGUGGAUCUGCGGCUCCGAUUAUUAUCUUUUCUCUGUCUGGAGGGUUACUCUUGGUGCUAAUGUCCUCUUUUGAUGUGAUUAAGCUCGUAUUGCGAUUUAUGUCAGCCUUGUGGAGCUGGCGUUAUUGACUAAUUGGAGUGUCCCGUUAACAAUGCGAAGGUUAGGGGUAUCGUGCUGAUCAACUGCAGCCCUGCAAAAAAGAUGUGUUCAGAUUAUUUUAGCUUCUUCACUCAAAGGGGAGAUAUCACAAAUGAUUGGCUAGGGGAGACACCUGGCUGUCGAAUUCACUACUGCAUUGGAUUACUAUCAAUGGAAUAGUGGUUUCCUCAUUCUCUCUUUCUCUUAUCAACGCGCAUAGGUUGCGAUUCAGUACCAUGCAAAUGCGGAUAGGAAGUAAUUUAUGUUAGUUGAUCUUCCCUCGUCGCCUCCCCCUUCUUCCUUGCCUUUCUCAUUUCAGUAAGUACCGUAGUCUCCAUGUUUGUCUUGGGAAUAGCCCUGAAAUGGGUCUAUCGUUUUACUCGGAAUAUUUUCAUUUAACUGUGGCUUUGAAGUCGGGUUGCAUUGUAUCAUGUUUAUUUUACAAUUAAAAAUUAUGUAUACUAAAGACCAGAUUAUUUUACCUGGUAAGAUAAAUGAAAGAAACUACACUUUAACAAGAAAUACAAUAUGUCGCUUCUUAUAUAUAAACAUAUUCUUUUAUGUGUAUGCGUAUGGUAAGAAGACAGCCAAAUCUGCUUUAAAUCAUUUAUCAUUUUUGAUCAUAUAUAUAUAUAUACAUAUAUAUAUAGACACCUAUCAGUAUAUAGAUGAGUAGAUAUACAUUUCUGUUUCACAUUUUUGCAGAUUAUUGACUAAGGGGCAAGGAGGUAUGAGUGUAAAUAAUCGGAAAACACAACGCGCACAUGCCCCAAAAUAACUAAUAUGGGAAAAACUAAGUAUAUCAACUUAAGGUGCCGACCCUUCUUAUCUAACCCGCAUCUCGCACUUUUUUUCUUUAGACGCUUCUCCCUCCCUCUCCUCUGAAGAAAAUAAAAGUAACGAAAUAAUAAGUAGUGGCGCAAUUGAUCACCUCAGCAUCUUUUCGCGCCCGUCUAGCGCGUUAUGGCUUCGGGUUGUCGAUUUUUCUGCUUCCUUCGGCACAGCAAACUGGGUUAGGGCUGGACUGCAAAAUACAGCACGCCGUGCAGAUCCGAACAGCCGCGCGGCUAAAAAAGGCCUCCCCCAUUGCUGUGUUUCCAGCCGCCGCCGUUAUCUCCAGCGAUGGUCUGUACGACUUCGAUAAGGAUGGAUUUCUGCCCCCACUUGAGCAUUUCCUACGCGCAGUUCACCGGGACCAUUUCGUGCACCUUGCGUCGCUUUACCUAGCUUAUUACCUCUCCCAAAGAUACUAUCUAGAUCCUGAAUCGUGGAUUUCAGAGAAAAUUCGUUUGCUCCCCGCCAACUACAUGACGCUGGAAGGACAACUCCCUCACGAGGUUCUCAAACACAUCCAUAAGACGUUAGCAUCAGAAUACGUCUCAGCGCCGCUGGAAGUUUUCUUGGCUUCUUUCAAAUACAUUCAAAACUUCUCUUUUCAAAAGUAUAAAAUAACAGAAGAGAAUAGGAGAACAAGCGUCCCACUACUACCCUGCGUAGCCCCGUUUUUAGAUCUUAUAAUUAAUAAGCAAAGAGAGGGAAAUGUAUUAAUCCAGCCUAGUACUGCUGAUGAGGUACGGCAAGAAUUGUCUUCACAUAGGCUUCUAGGUGCAAGACAAGGUCUACGAGGGAAAGAUGCAAAAUACCCGUAUAUUAAAAUUUCUUGUGCUCGCUGCAUCGACGAAGGAGAGCUGAUUGUGCUGAAUCCGGUAUCAACCACAGCGCUAUAGGCGUCCUGAGGGUCAAAGCCCGACACUCGAUGAGAAUGGAUAGUAAAGAAAGGAAAGGAAAAGUACACCUAAGGAGCAAGGAGAGGCCACACGUGCCUCGCGAGCGACGUUCGCUCAGCGUAAUCGGCUU